GGGCAUGACGCCUUCGGGAAGAGAAAAGAAAGAAAAACAGGAGGAAGUCGGCUAUAGCAACAAAAAGAGAGGACUUUUUGGAGCCACGCACAGAACAGAAAAGAAAGCUACGCAUAAGUUCCGAGGCGAGUUGGCGUUCACUGCUGCGCAACAGAGGAGCAAUUAGGAUUGGUUCAUACUUACCGAAACCUUUAUUCUCUUGCAUGGAGUUUUAUUAUUUCGUGACUGUUCAUAUUUUCUUCAUGUCUGGCUAAAUUUCUUCUCUAGGGUGUAGAUGAAACUCGAACUUUGAGUAACGAUGUUUAUGUUUUGAUUUAGUGUUUUUAUUAUUCGAAUCGUGGUUGUAUGAUAUAAGGAUUUAUUUGCGGUAUUAAUUUUCUCUAUCAAAUCUUGUGUACAAUUUUCUAGAUUUUUAUGCACGUUCAUGCAACAGUUCUUAAUUGUUCUGUGAUAGCUGGGUAAGAUGGGUUAUGCUCCGUAAGACGCGUCGUGCUAUUAGACGAUCCGUGCCAUAGAGACGGAUCGUACUAGUAAGACGGUUCGUGCUAGGCGGCGAUACCUCAUGCUAUUCGGUGAUUCAUAGAAAUCUUUUGGCGAUACCGUGAGGGCCCGCAAACCCUAACAAUAUCUGGAUUGAUUCGAAUAAUAGACAUUUAUCAUCGUAUAGAGAUUGUUACAACGGGUCGAGUGGAUUCGAAACCCUAGAUCUUUUCUCUCAUAAACUCUCACUUUUUAUUGCUUAUUUUUAUUCAGCUUUAAAUAUUUUAGAAAUCAACAAUCAAAUCUCUUUUCGAAUUAAGUUAGAAAUCAAUUAAAGCAAUCGCAAUUUAGCCUUCGUAAUCCCUGAGGAUGAUACUCGGAGUACUUAACCGCUAUCUUUUAGGUAGUAAUAAUUAUUCUGUUUUAUUAAUUAUUUUUGAUAUGGAAACGACACGAUCAAAUAUGCUAGUGUAGUUUAGAUAUAUCCGGUCUAAGAAUAAUAUUAUAGAGCCUUAAAGAUUCCCAUCUCUCCUUUCAAGUUUAGGCCACAAAUUUAGACCAAGCAUAUUAGCUUUGUCGAAAAUAGAAAGAAGGGGAAUGAGAUUCUACCUAAUCCCAGUACCAAACCAUUAGUCUAUAAAUGAGGUCGAAUAAUACAAUGUUAGACGCAUUGAAAACCAAUUCAAUUGAUUUUACUGACCAGAGAAACGCAAAGAAGAUCCAAAGAAAAUGCAGCAUGGAAGCUCAGCGCAUCAUGCCAAGCGUCAACUCCGCCCAGUAGCUUCCGAAGACUACAAGGUGCGUGAAUCAAGGUUUGAGCAAAUGCCAAGUGGGCUCCUUGAUCCUCCUCCAUAUUCAAGAUUUGAGCAAAUGCCGAGUAGGCUCCUUGAUCCUCCUCCAUAUGCAGAUUCUUACAUGAAAUCCUACAGCUUUGAUGAGUAUAGGCCUGAAACUCAACACAAGGUUGUAGUGGUGGACAAUCGACUCGCAAAAUACAAAGUUAAUGAGGAAGACGAGGAUGUCAAUACUGAAGCAGAUGAUUUCAUCAAACAUGCGCAUAAGAAGUUUCAGAUUCGCCAAAGAACAGUGUCUAUUUUCGAUUGAAGCUUUAAAAAAAAAAUCAGUAACUGAAGACCAAAUACCUAAUCCAUAAACAAUAUCUGGGAGUGGUUUUACAAAUAAUUCCUCCAAUACUAGUUUUCGAUGCUUUUAUUUUUUUAAGUUUCUUUUUUUGUUAUGUCUGUUUUUUAUUGUAAUGAUUAAUCAGUAAACCAAGGGAGGAUUGUAGGAAUACAGUAAUUGAGUUUGUUUUUGUUUA
Rhododendron vialii is the source of this 1798-nucleotide messenger RNA. RefSeq lists its product as uncharacterized. The record is from RefSeq and is a predicted model, not a curated record. The transcript is spliced from 2 exons. Bases 1210 to 1584 code for a protein of 124 amino acids. NCBI's taxonomy places the organism in Eukaryota, Viridiplantae, Streptophyta, Magnoliopsida, Ericales, Ericaceae.